GGUGUUGAUGGGCCUUGGUCGUCGUUUGAGUUGCGCGUAGGAACUCCAGCUCAGAACCUUCGCAUAUUGCCUGGCACUUCAUCGACUCAAACUCUAGUUGUCAUACAAGAGGGCUGUCAGAUCAUCAAAGUCAACGAUUGCGCCAACAGUAGAGGAGAACUAUUUAACACGACGGCUUCCCACACUUGGAAAGAGAUUGGCUUAUUCGAGCUGGGCUUUGAGAAUUCCCUGGGCUUCACAGACAAUGGUGAAUUUGGAUAUGACACCGUUGGGCUCGGGUAUCUUGGCAGUGGUGGCCCUGUUGUCAACCACUCCAUCAUUGCUGGGAUUGCAGGCACCGAGUUUUAUCUGGGAGUGCUUGCGUUGAACCCGCGACCUACGAAUUUCACGACUCAAAAUGAGCCGCAGCAAAGUUUCAUGCAGCUUCUCAAGAACUCAUCAGCCAUUCCCAGUCUAUCGUACAGCUAUAACGCGGGAGCACCAUAUCGGCUGAACAAGGCGCUAGGCAGCUUGAUCUUGGGUGGUUUCGAUACAUCUGCGUAUCAGGAUACGAAUUCUUCGUACAAGUUCUUCAGCGAUCAGUCGCGUGACUUAUCAAUUGGCAUCCAAUCCAUUUCCACGAAUGCCAGCGCGGAUAAUACGGUACUUCAGUCUGACCUGAUAUCCAUGUUUAUCGAUUCUUCCGUGGCCGAAAUCUACCUUCCUCUGGACGCCUGCCAUGCUUUUGAGAAAGCCUUUGGUCUAACUUACAACACCACCCUGGAAAUGUACUUGGUUAGCGACUCACUACACAGCAAGCUCACUUCCGAAAACCCAGCUGUCACUUUUGAGAUAACAACUCCGAUUACUGGCGGCUCGUCCUUUAAUAUCACAUUUCCCUAUGCGAGCUUCGACCUGACGGCAAACCCUCCACUGUUGAAGUCUUCGUCUCGAUACUUUCCUCUCAAGAGGGCAGCCAACGACACUCAAUAUGUUUUAGGGCGAACAUUUCUGCAAGAAGCGUACCUGAUUGUGGAUUACGAACGAGGUAACUUUUCGGUUCAUCCUCGUGUGUGGAACGCCAGCGCCGAAUCGAACAUAGUCACCAUAUUCCCGCCUGGCGUCAAACAGAGUGAACCCAGUCCGAGCCCUAGCCAUAGUAGCAGUAUCAGCGGCGGUGCUAUCGCGGGUAUUGUUAUCGGUGUUUGUGUCUUUAUAGCUGCCGCGGCCGCUGCCCUCUUACGAUUCUUGGUGCUCCCUCGCCGCAAAAGGGCA
Trichoderma atroviride IMI 206040 is the source of this 1254-nucleotide messenger RNA. RefSeq lists its product as uncharacterized. Gene Ontology annotation, molecular function: aspartic-type endopeptidase activity. NCBI's taxonomy places the organism in Eukaryota, Fungi, Ascomycota, Sordariomycetes, Hypocreales, Hypocreaceae. Gene Ontology annotation, cellular component: fungal-type vacuole. The record is from RefSeq and is a predicted model, not a curated record. Gene Ontology annotation, biological process: proteolysis.